CAGAUAAUACGAGCUAAAAUCAAAAUAAAAACAAGUUGUGAUCUCAUCUCGAUAAAUCAAAGCAAGGAAAAAUCGAUCGGUCUAGACUACAGUUCAGGCAAGUUUUCGUUCCCGUUACCGCAAAGUGUCUUCCAGCAAUCGAAUUCGCACCAAAUUUAAUGAGUUCACUAAAAUAUUGGAUUCUUAUAGCGGUUCGAUUGUUCACGCACUUUUUCCUUUGACAAUUCAAUCGCAUCGGUCAGCUUAGCUUGGAAAGUGCCUCUGGCGGUAGCAGCACAAGAAGUCAAAGUUUUACCAGCAACAGUCGAAGUGGUAUCGCGAACGAUUCCAAUAACUCCUUGGUGCAGGUUAGCUGUUGCAGGGGAAACUGUGUUCCACAACCGGACCCGAAAAUGCUAGAUCUAGACAGUAGACCGAUACCGAAUCAGAUCGGAUAUCUGAUCAUGUCGGAAGAUGGAGCGGUGCUUGCUUCCGGUGGCGAAAUGGAGAAUGACGAGAGAAGUGCUGGCAUUAUCAUCGGGUUGCUGACACUUACGGAAAGUGUUGACCCGUCAGUUUUCAAAAAUCGAUCAUGCAAAAAGAUAUCUAUCGUGUAUGAGGAACACAGCUAUACAAUUUGCCUUUCGAACAAAAAGGUGUAUGUGGUCAAACGGCGGAACGCACCGAGCGUAGCGGGAAGUGCCGGGGAUACCACAGAAAGUCGAACGAUUUUCGCCUAAAGAAAUACGUUUGAUCCUUUUUUCUAAAAAUCUGCAAGCUCUCAAAUAAAAGGAAAUAAAACAAAAUGUUAACUAUUCACUA
Malaya genurostris is the source of this 801-nucleotide messenger RNA. RefSeq names its product ragulator complex protein LAMTOR4 homolog (gene Lamtor4). The transcript has 2 exons. Lineage: Eukaryota; Metazoa; Arthropoda; Insecta; Diptera; Culicidae. Gene Ontology annotation, cellular component: lysosome; Ragulator complex. The coding region runs from base 393 to 719 and encodes 108 amino acids. The record is from RefSeq and is a predicted model, not a curated record. Gene Ontology annotation, molecular function: guanyl-nucleotide exchange factor activity. Gene Ontology annotation, biological process: cellular response to amino acid stimulus; positive regulation of TOR signaling.